This is a messenger RNA of Ixodes scapularis (black-legged tick), 1563 nucleotides long. RefSeq names its product arylsulfatase B-like. NCBI's taxonomy places the organism in Eukaryota, Metazoa, Arthropoda, Arachnida, Ixodida, Ixodidae. The transcript is spliced from 9 exons. The record is from RefSeq and is a predicted model, not a curated record. Bases 1 to 1563 code for a protein of 520 amino acids.
AUGGGGAACUACCAAGGACAAACUUUUCGAAAUCAACUCACAGCGCCUGGAUGGGCGGACGCAAGCUUUCGCGGAAAUCCCCAGAUACCAACCCCAAACUUGGAUGUUUUGGCAUCAUCGGGAGUUAUCCUGAACAACUACUAUGUGCAGCACCUCUGCACGCCUUCAAGAGGAGCUCUCAUGACUGGCCUCUACCCCAUACACACAGGUUUGCAGCAUGGUAUUCAUCACGUGGCGGAACCAUGGGGCUUGUCGCCCAAUUUCACCAUCAUGCCUCAGUACCUGAGUGAGCUCGGCUACAUAAGUCACAUUAUUGGAAAAUGGCAUCUAGGAUAUUACAAGAAAAUUUACACGCCAACGUACAGGGGAUUUGAUUCCUUCUAUGGCUUCUACAACAAUGGUGAAGACUAUUACAGGCACGAAAUCUACUUGGAAUAUAAAAACGAAAGCUUCGUUGGGCUAGACUUUUGGGAUGACACAACGCCCGUUCGUGACAAAGGGGGCGUUUACUCAACAAGGCUAUACACGAAGAGAGCGAUUUCCCUGAUCAAGGAUCACGAUAAAAACAAGCCCUUAUUCUUGUACAUGCCACACCAGGCCGUCAACGGUGGGGACUCCGAGUUUGGGUACAAAACUCCCGCGUCCGCCAUGGAACAUUUUCCCUACAUUCAAGACUUGAACAGGACCAUGCUUGCAGGGGCUGUCUACGAGAUGGACCAAUCAAUCGGUCUGGUUAUUGAGGCACUCCACAAAAGGAAUAUGCUGGAAAACAGCAUCGUCAUCUUCAGCACCGACAACGGAGGCCUUCCCACGGGUCUUGGAUCCAACUACGGUUUCAACUGGCCUCUGAGGGGCUUCAAGGCUACCUUGUGGGAAGGAGGCGUGCGGGGAGCCGCUUUUAUCUGGAGCCCUCUGUUGCGGAGGUCAGGUCGCAUCUCGAGCCAGAUGAUGCACAUUACCGACUGGUUGCCCACUCUGUAUUCUGCAGCCGGAGGAGAUGUGUCAAGGCUAGGUGUCAUUGACGGAAUAGACAUGUGGGAAGCGCUUUGUGAGGACCUGCCUUCUCCGCGCCAUGAGAUCCUUCUCAACAUUGACUCGGCCGCUAAUUCCUCGGCGUUAAUCGUGGGAAAUCGUAAGGUGUUUCUCACCUCCACCUUCCCUGACGAAUUAAGAUAUCAUCGCAGCGAAGUUCCAGGAGGCACACGACCCGUUGAAGGCCUGGACGAAAUGAUGCUGAAGUCUCGCACCGGAACAGUGCUCAGGGACUUCUACAAGGUUGAGAAACUGUCAAUUAGGCCUAAUUGGCGUCAAGAGGUAGUGGUGAACUGCUCUCAGUACAACCCGGGAAGCAAUUUCGUCGCCAACAGUUCCCCCUACUACUUCGACAUUCAACGGGAUCCCUGUGAGCUUGAAAAUUUGGCAGCUGUCAAUGCGACGGAAGUUGAUGAGCUAAGGAAGAAGUUAGCAACCUACGAAGCAACCAUGAUUCCCCCCGCCAACAAACCGAUGGAUCCUAGAGGUCUGCCGAAAUACAACCACGGAUUGUGGGCGCCUUGGGAAUGA